AUGUUGCUCUGAUUCCAGCGCGGUGGAAAAACUUUCUGAGAGAUGGAGCGGUCGCCGAGGCGCUGAGUUCUGCACUUUUAUUCGGGAUUUUCGCCACGUAAAGGAGGUUUAGUUGGAAAGAAAUUAGCUGUUUUCCACUUUUGUGCGGAUUUAAACUUUGGAGGCUCGGUUUUUGUAAACUUUCGAAGAGUUUAGUGUCGGAGAGAUGCCGCAGCCCGCUCGCGCUGUGAGCUCCGUGCUGCUCCUGCUCCUCCUCAGCGGAUUUACAGCCGUUACCGGAGACUCACGCCGAACGGAACAUGAGCCGUGUCCGUCGGUGUGCUCGUGUACUGGGAAUCUGGCGGACUGUAGCAGAUUAAAGGCCGGUCGGACGGUGGAGCGGCUGCCCGCGAGGAUCACGCGUCUG
Molecule: messenger RNA, 406 nt
Organism: Danio rerio (zebrafish)
Lineage: Eukaryota; Metazoa; Chordata; Actinopteri; Cypriniformes; Danionidae
Gene: lrig3
Product: leucine-rich repeats and immunoglobulin-like domains 3
Source: RefSeq, marked provisional